Molecule: messenger RNA, 706 nt
Organism: Nicotiana tabacum (common tobacco)
Lineage: Eukaryota; Viridiplantae; Streptophyta; Magnoliopsida; Solanales; Solanaceae
Source: RefSeq, a predicted model, not a curated record
CUUCGAUACUCAGCUGGGCUAUUUUUCACUCUCUGCAGAUAAAACCCUGUGGCUUUCGGUUCCAGAAGCUUCAUUCCUCGAAUCAGGUUAAGACCUCACCGCAAGAAGUAUGGCCAAGCAUCACCCUGAUUUGAUCAUGUGCAGGAAGCAGCCAGGAAUAGCUAUUGGGCGACUUUGUGAGAAAUGUGAUGGAAAAUGUGUGAUUUGUGAUUCCUAUGUGCGUCCUUGCACACUUGUCCGAGUUUGUGAUGAAUGUAACUAUGGAUCAUUUCAGGGCCGUUGUGUCAUCUGCGGAGGUGUGGGCAUUUCUGAUGCAUAUUAUUGCAAAGAAUGUACUCAGCAGGAGAAAGAUAGGGAUGGUUGUCCCAAGAUUGUCAAUCUGGGUAGUGCUAAAACAGAUCUGUUCUAUGAACGGAAAAAAUAUGGUUUCAAGAAGAGAUGAGGAUUUGGAUUCUAUCCUUGUUUCUACGUACUGGUGUAGUUCACUACAAUGAGUUUCUUACUAGUAUGAAGGUUUCAAAAUUAGGCAUUCAAGUAUAGGCCAUGCAACUUUUUCCUAUAUUUGCUUGGAUCUUAGCCAUAUUACAUACUGGUAUCACAAGUUUAACCUAUUGUAACUUUGUAUCGUGUUAUGGAUAUCCAACAAAAUGCCUCUCUCUAUUGGGUGUGAAGGUUGAACUUCAUUUUAUGGUUCCUGAUAGUUUAA